Mya arenaria is the source of this 1742-nucleotide messenger RNA. RefSeq lists its product as uncharacterized. Bases 91 to 1023 code for a protein of 310 amino acids. The transcript has 8 exons. The record is from RefSeq and is a predicted model, not a curated record. Lineage: Eukaryota; Metazoa; Mollusca; Bivalvia; Myida; Myidae.
UCAGACGUGGUUAUCAAGCAGACGUGGAGUGUCGUCUGCCGUUUAAUUCUGGACUUAAUUUCCUGUGUAGAUUUAAUUAAAGCUGGAACAAUGAAGAACUUUAUCUUCUUAGCCUCUGCCUUAACGCUCGUUAUCCUCCAAGUGACAGCAGCCCCAACCCGAGCGGAAGCAGAAGAGGAGGACGCAGUUGAAAAGGAGCUUCAGCGCCAUCAUCACGCGACCGGAAGUCAAGUAGAUGACCAUUCAAACCAGAAAGACGGUGUAGACCAAUCGCUUUACGACCUCACUGUCGGUGACGUCAUUUAUGACGUAUUGCUUACGCUUCGAGAACACCCGGAAAUAGUCAAGCAACUCAUUGAAAGUGAGAAGGCUAAGCUGGCGGAGGAGUUAGCAGCGUACGAGGUAUACCGGGACACGGACACUGUGGGAGACGACCUCGCUGGCUACCCUGCCCAGCAACUUAGUUUGGCUUCUAAGAGCGUGCAGAAGAAAGCUGACCAAUCCGGAGUGCCAACAGGUCCAGACGGGGUAGCCAAUAUUGAUGAUAAGCGCGCAGAAGAAGUGACGAAUGACGCGUUCACGGGCAAGGCAGACGACAGCGAGUCCAAGGAGUUCCAUGAGUUCUUGGAAAAUCCGACCGAGGGAGGAAUUGAAGACCCCAUGCUCAACUAUGAAAAAUCAGCAUCGGCAGACGAAAAUAAAACUACAAAAGGCACAGAAACUGGGUCACUUCUUGACCGAAAUGACAUUUAUGAAAGCGGUUUUGGUCAGUACAGAUCACCGUAUGGGCUUCCGUUCCUUAACCCCAUUCCGCUGUUCCGCGGAUUUCCCGUGGCUGGGCAGGUCGAUGGUCAGGCCAUUUCUUCUGAAACAAACGAAAUUGCAGGCGAUAACUCACAAGAACUACAGACACAAGAUAAUAGUGCGAACAAUGAGGAAAACUUGGUCAAAGUACAUAACGGUGCGUCCAGACAGCGGCCUCUAACACACAAGUUCACAGACGAAGACAUCGUGAAGAUGUAAUGCACGAGCACGUGGACGUCAUCAAUCGCUCACAUAUCAUCGUAUAGUUGCAUUGGGGAAAAUGAAAUUUACGUUAAGUUCAAAGCACGUUAUCCAGUUCCUGGACAAAUUGGAUACAUACUUAUAUUAAAAUUGGGAUAUAUUUACAUGUUUCAUUGUCAUUGGAAGCUUCGAUACAUACUGAAUGCUUUAAUUCAUCAAUAUUACUUAAUUACUCGUGACAUGAAACACACCUUUCUAAAGACAAAUUAACGGGUUUAUGAAAUCUUUACCCAAUUAAACGCGUGUACGCCAUGGUCACACUUGUCUUUGACAAUCAUUAGAUCGUAUACAUGUGUAUACUAUAUCUGAUCUUAAACUUUUGUUUUAUUUAAAUUAACAUUUUUAAAAGAGUAAAACUAUUUUGUUGGGAAAAACCUAUUUUCCUAUUAAGAUUUGUUCUAUCAUGAAUGUUUUAGUUUAUAUUUUCAUAAAUCAAACCUUUAAGUUACAUUUUAGAAAUUUCUCUACGGUUGUAUGGUUAUCUACUAAUGUUAAACAAUAAACAAAAGAAACUAAAGUGUUUCAUCUUUUAAAAGACAUAUGCUGUUCCCCCGAAGGCAUAGCUGUGGCUCAUGUUGGUCGCUAUUAGAAGUACAGAAACAACCAAAGAAGCAAAGUAGAGGAGAGCAUUAUAGCCAACUUUAUUGAGUUAUAAGUUUUUAGGCAAAUGCUUCUUA